Messenger RNA from Tigriopus californicus, 2669 nucleotides. RefSeq lists its product as uncharacterized. NCBI's taxonomy places the organism in Eukaryota, Metazoa, Arthropoda, Copepoda, Harpacticoida, Harpacticidae. The transcript has 2 exons. The record is from RefSeq and is a predicted model, not a curated record. Bases 369 to 2372 code for a protein of 667 amino acids. Gene Ontology annotation, biological process: DNA integration. Gene Ontology annotation, molecular function: nucleic acid binding.
GACCAUUCGAAACUCAGAACCUGGAUUUCGAAGCCCAAGAGUUACCAGAAGAACGCGCACUUGGGACCAUUUGGAAUAUUGAAGAAGACAGUUUCAGGUACCGAAUAAAAGUCCCCGAUAAGCCAAGAACCCGCCGGGGUGUCCUUUCAACAACUCACUCUAUUUUCGAUCCUAUGGGACAUGUUAGCCCCGCAAUAAUGCCCGCCAAGCAAGUUUUCCAAGAGUUGUGCCGGGAACGCAUUGAUUGGGACCAAGACCUGCCAAAUGAGUAGGCCGGGGUUUGGAACUCUUGGUUGGCAGAACUUCCACUAUUGAAGAAUUAUUCGAUCACAAGAUGGUACGGUUCAUCUACAACUCAAAAAAGCACCAUGCAUGUCUUAUGCGAUGGUUGCGAAAGGAGAAAAGAAGCUGAAUUGUACUUGGUCACACCUUCAGAAGAAGGUCUCAAGAGCUCCCUUGUUUUAGCCAAGUGUCGUUUUGCACCAAUAAAGAAGAUUUCGAUUCCCAAGCUAGAAUUAGCAGGAGCAAAAUUGGCCGUAACUCUCCUGAUGAUAGCGCAGAAAGAGUUAACAAUACCCCUGGAUGACGUACUUCUGUGGACAGAUAGUGAAACCGUCCUCAAGUAUAUCCGGAAUGAAACCAAACGUUUUCAAAGGUUUGUGUCCAACAGAGUGGCUUACAUUCGCAAGAGAACUGAAGUGGAUCAAUGGCACCAUGUACCCGGUGAUUUAAAUCCUGCAGAUGUUGCUAGCCGUGGAAUGAACAUCCAUGAUUUUAUUCGGUGUAAAGAGUGGAAAUUCGGACCCGAGUUUCUGCGCUUGGACAAAAGUACUUGGCCUAUUCAUGGAGUCAUCCCAGAUCUUAAUGAUCAGGAUCCAGAAGUAAAGAAGCCCAUCGUCAUCUCGGCUGAAACCAAACUUGAUCCUGAUGCCUCCAUUCAGUUGAUUGAAAGCAUGUCAGACUUUCGUCGACUCGUUUGGACUGUUUGUGGGUUGAUUAAAAUUCAACAAAAAUGUAGGGGCCUUGUCCCCAAUAAGUCUACUUUGGAAGAACACAAUGAAGCCGAAUUGUCUUUAGUCAGAUUUGAACAAUCCAGGAUUUUUGAUGAUGACCUUGAGGUCGUUCAGACAUCGGGACGUUUGCCAAAGAAAUCUCCAAUCAGGAAACUUUCGCCGUUUCUGGAUUCCGACGGGCUAUUGCGAGCCGGGGGGCGUCUAUCUCAAGCUCUAGAUGUAGAUUAUAACGCCAGACAUCCUGUCAUAUUACCCAAUUCUCACAUGGCUGUCCUCAUAAUCCGGGAAAUUCACGCCCACAUUGGACAUCUAGGACAGCAAUUUGUUAUCACCCUAUUGAGGGAAAAAUACCGAAUUAUUGGUGAGGGGUCCAUUGUGAAGAAAAUUUUGCGCAACUGCAUUCGGUGCAAAAGAUAUCAAAGCAAAGUGGAACAACAGGUUAUGGCAGACCUGCCUACGGGUCGAUUAGCCAGAAACCACCCUCCUUUCGUCGAAACUGGCGUAGAUCUGUUCAGACCAUUCAAGAUUAUUCGUGGCCGAACAUCGGUUGAUCGAUAUGGCCUCAUUUUCACAUGCCUCACAAGUCGUGCCGCGCAUCUUGAAGUAGUGUUUGACAAAUCUACAGAUUCGUUCCUCCAAGCUUUGAGGAGAUUCAUAGCCAGAAGGGGCCAAGUCAGAAGGAUGAGAUCCGACAACGGAACCAACUUUGUUGGCGCCGACCGAGAACUUGGAAGGAUGUUGGAGGAAUUAAAUCAAUCCGAGAUCAGUGAAGAGUUAGCCAUCAAAGGGAUAGAGUGGAGUUUUAAUCCACCGUACAGCCAUCAUUUCGGUGGAAUAUGGGAGCGCGGAAUUCGAACCAUUCGAAAGGUUAUGGCCGGAUUGAUGUCUGAAACCCAACGAAAUCUCAACGAUGAGGGUUUAAGUACUCUAAUGUGCAAGGUCGAGUCGAUUUUAAAUGGCCGAUCACUAACCCCAGUCUCCAAUGAUCCUAAUGAUCUCGAAGCACUUACACCAAAUCACCUCCUUCUGCAACAAGCCGGACCCACCUACCCGCCUGGACUUUUCUGUUUAUCCGAUCAAUACAUGAAACAACGAUGGCGUCAAAUCCAGUAUAUGGCCGAUAUGUUUUGGAAGAGGUUAACCAAGGAAUAUUCAUCCCAACAAAUGAGUCGCAACAAAUGGAUCGAGCCGAAACGAGAUGUUCAAGUUGGAGAUUUGGUUUUAAUGGUCGUGGAAGGUAAUCCACGAAAUCAAUGGCCCCUGGGUCGAGUUCUAGAAGUUUUUCCAAGUUCAGAAUGGCACGUCCGAUCGGUGCAAGUCAAAACGGCCAAAUCUGAAUAUCGAAGACCAAUUUCUUAACUAGUAUUACUAAAAGAAAAUGAUGACCUACGUAAUGAACAAUGACAUGCUAAGUAAAUGUCCAGUGGACCAUUUAAGGGCCGGUGUGAAUCUCGUUGUUUUUCUUUGCCUAUUUUGGCCACCCUUCCAAACUCGUUCUCUGAACAAGCGUGAGUUCAUCAUCUUAUGUGUGUGCAUGUGCCUCAAUUCGUUCGACCAUGUUUUAACUAUUUUGAAACCGUUAUUAAGUUCCAUUCGUGUCAAUGAUCAUUUCGCGAUGGAAAACGCGUAACAAAUUAGCAAUCUUGUCGGGGUUUU